AUGAGUUAUUCACCGGGAAAUCGCGUCGUUGAGAGCUCAAAUUUGAACUCGACCAAGAGGGUUGGCACCUCUGCCUUUUCCGAGAGCAUUAGGGAAAGGCGAGCCUUGAAACUCCCGAUCAUGCUGUGCUGUUCAGUAUCAUUCGGCGGUUUCAUAUUUGGCUGGGAUGUGGGAACUAUCGGUGGAAUUACCAAUAUGGACAGCUUUAAUCAGCAUUUUGGCACUAUAAGAAAUCCUUUCACCGGAGCGAGAAGACUACCAGACACUCUUAUUGGACUUAUAGUAUCAAUAUUCAACGUCAGUUGCGCCAUCGGUGGGCUUACGCUGGCCAAAGCUGGUGACUACAAGGGAAGAAAAUUUGGCAUUUAUGUGGCACUGGUUGUAUAUUGCGCUGGUCUUGUCAUCGCUCUGACAAACGACACAAAUUGGAUUCAAUUUCUGUUUGGUCGAAUUUUUGCAGGGCUUGGUGUUGGCUCAACAGCUGUUCUCGUUCCAAUAUACCUGUCUGAGAUUUCACCCUUGAGAAUUAGAGGAGCUAUGGUUGGAUCUUACCAGCUACUGAUAACGCUUGGAAUUUUAACUGGUAACGUCACAAAUUAUGGUUGUAAUCAAAUGUUUUUCAAUGAUCUCAGCAAUAUGGCUUGGCAGUUCCCGAUAUCCCUGGGCUUCCUAUGGGCUCUUAUAAUUGCUGUGGGACUAACGUUCACGCCUGAAUCGGCGCCAUUUCUCAUCUCACGCAGGAAUGCAAUCACAGAGGCGAAAGAGUCAUUUGCCAAAAUGAACGCCGUUUCCACCUCUGAUUAUCGAACAACUGACUUUAUCGAAAGGAGUGUCAGGGAAAGGUAUAUAAGAAAAAAGGAGGCAAAAAACCAAGACAUAUUUGAAUGGGCUAGAGGUAAGCCAAUGCUCGGCGUAAGAUUGCUCAUUGGUAUCUCCGUCAUGUCUUUCCAGCAAUUAUCUGGGAUUAAUUAUUUUUUCUACUAUGGGACCACAAUCUUCGAGAGGACCUCGAUGGAUCCUUACGCAGUUACUAUGAUUCUCUCUUCAGUAAAUUUUAUUGCAACCUUUGGUGGCCUUUACACAGUCGAGGCUUUUGGAAGAAGAACAUGUUUACUUGCAGGAUCGAUCGGAAUGUUUUGCUGUAUGUUAAUAUUUGCAAGUGUUGGAAAUUUUGCCAUGAACUCUGACGCGGCCUAUGCAGUAAUGAUAACGUCAACAUGCGUCUAUCUAAUCUUCUUCGCAACCACCUUGGGUCCCGUAACAUUCGCGCUGGUGUCAGAGCUAUUCCCCAUGAGAACAAAAGCCACUUCAAUGGCCGUCUGUACUUCCUUUAAUUGGAUGUUCAAUUUUUUGAUCUCGUUCCUCACUCCAAUUAUAGCUUCAAGAAUUGGUUUCCUGUAUGGGUAUUUCUUUGCCGGGUGCCUGUUGGUUUCAGCCAUUUUUGCCUGGGUCAUGGUACCAGAAACGAAGAAUAUGACAGAGACUGACAUCGAUGCUCUUUAUUAUACAAUGAACUGGUGA
This is a messenger RNA of Torulaspora globosa, 1521 nucleotides long. RefSeq names its product Hxt14p (gene HXT14). NCBI's taxonomy places the organism in Eukaryota, Fungi, Ascomycota, Saccharomycetes, Saccharomycetales, Saccharomycetaceae. Gene Ontology annotation, biological process: carbohydrate transport; transmembrane transport. Gene Ontology annotation, cellular component: plasma membrane. The transcript has a single exon. Bases 1 to 1521 code for a protein of 506 amino acids. The record is from RefSeq and is a predicted model, not a curated record. Gene Ontology annotation, molecular function: carbohydrate:proton symporter activity.